UGCUCAAUCUUAUAUUAAAGUCUGCUUCAACGCCGCACAGGUUCGAUCUAAUUUGAUGAGGCUCUUGCUUUGAUUCAUCUAUGCAAUUAUUCUGAUACUUCAAGACCCUGUUGGCUGCUCAAGCCUUGGACUUGGCCAUUGACUCGGGUUUCGUACUAGCCAUUCAAGAUUCUCGAGCGGUUGCAAUUCUUCAACAUGAAAUCGAUUUUCUUGCUCUCGGUCUUGUUGGCGUCGUCGGUGGCGACGCCUCUCGCGGCAAAGCCAGGCAAGGUCAGCUAUGAUGAACACAAAGUGUUUCGCGUGAAGAGCAGGGAAAACUUUGCAGAAAUGCAAAGUAAACUUCACGAGAUGGGCUUGGAUGAGUGGCAUGUUAACAAUAUUGGAGAGCCUUUUGUGGAUGUGAUGGUCGCUCCGGAUCAGAUGGACGAGUUCCUUAGCUUGGGAUAUGAUACGACCGUGUUCGUCGGCAACGUUGCUGAUGCCAUUGCAGAAGAAGAGCAGCCUGGUCGUUACAAUGCAAAGGUCGCUCUCGAUGCCCUUCCUGAUGUCUCGUCGAAUUCCUAUUUCGACAACUAUCACAACUACAACGAUCAUAUUGCAUUUUUGACGGACCUGGCUGCGCAGUUCCCGGAUAAGGCUGAGAUUCUUUCUGCCGGGAAGACGUAUGAGGGACGUGAUAUCACUGCUAUCCAUUUCUGGGGUCAGUCCAAAGGAAAACCAGCUAUCAUCAUGCAGUCAACGGUUCACGCACGGGAAUGGGUGACGACCAUGGUAAAUGAGUAUAUUGCCUACGAUCUCCUCACCAUGUACUCCUCGGAUGCGAAGGUCAAGAGCUGGCUUGACAAAUAUGACUUUUAUGUGUUCCCAUUCUCGAACCCAGACGGUUUCGUGUACAGUCAAACCAACGAGCGCAUGUGGAGGAAAAACCGUAUGCCAGUUUCGUCCUCCUUUUGUCAGGGAAUCGAUAUCAACCGAAACUGGCCAUUCCAGUGGAACGUUCAGAAUGGAGCAUCUACGGACCCUUGCGCUCAAGAUUAUAGAGGUACUGCUGCAAACUCUGCACCUGAGACGAAGGCAUUGGUAUCAUUCGCAACUCAGCUACGUGAUACCACCGGCAUCCAGAUGUACAUGGAUUGGCAUGCAUAUGCCCAACUAUGGAUGACUCCUUUUGGGUAUUCUUGCGAUGUCUUCCCCCAGAACGACUUUCGCUACCAACAACUGAUUGAAGGUGCGACCGCUGCUGUUAAAACCGCAGGCGGACAACAAUACGACGGGGGCCGGAUCUGUCCAAAAAUCUAUCAGGUUUCCGGGGGAAGUGUGGACUACAUGGACGCCGUCGCUAAUACGACAUUCGCAUUCACGGCAGAGUUGAGGGAUACUGGUAACUAUGGGUUUCUUCUGCCAGCUAAUCAAAUUCGUCCCACAGCAAUUGAGUCCUAUGCCGGAAUUCAAUAUUUAUUGGAAAACAUGUAGCUAGGAGAAUCAGUAUCCUCGUCUGGUGAGACACUUGGAGGGCUGGGAACCCGCACGUCUAAACUUCAAUAUAACGGGCGCGAAUAAAGAUACCGACAAGUACCGAAUACAACCUGCCGUAUCGGCUUCGAGAUCGGGCUGCUUGUGGGGAGUGGAGACGAAGAAUUGCCGUUUUCCCAGAGAACUGCGUGCA
Eremomyces bilateralis CBS 781.70 is the source of this 1666-nucleotide messenger RNA. RefSeq names its product zinc carboxypeptidase. Gene Ontology annotation, biological process: proteolysis. Gene Ontology annotation, molecular function: metallocarboxypeptidase activity; zinc ion binding. NCBI's taxonomy places the organism in Eukaryota, Fungi, Ascomycota, Dothideomycetes, Eremomycetales, Eremomycetaceae. The coding region runs from base 196 to 1473 and encodes 425 amino acids. The record is from RefSeq and is a predicted model, not a curated record. The transcript has 4 exons.